GGAAAAGUUCCUGUUGUUGUCAAGGAGAUGGGCAUAACGGGGGCGGCCUUUUAAUGAAGCUUCAGGCCCCCAUAAAACAAUGGGGCCAAUCGGCUGGGAGGGAGUCCAGAACAAACACGGCGUUUUCCAGAAAUAGCCGGCGCAUUUCCUGAACGACCGGGUCGAACCGUGAUAAAAACGAAGUGAUGAUCUAUCAAUGCGAGCCACCAAUUGACAAGUACGCAAAGAGGCAGCAAUACGAGACCACCACAGAUGACAUGUCGAUAUUUAGCGCCCGGUUGACCUGAUUUGGCCGAUGCUGGGUGGGGUGGUGGUGAUGCGAUGGAAGCGGUGAAAACCUGGGAAGAACGGCGGUUGAUCUGCCAGAACAACCAUGCCCUGAAUUCAGGCAGGAUCUCGACGCGUUAGCCAGAGUGCGUGAUCUUGCCGAGCACCGCUAUCGCGCGCUAACAUCAUCGUUGUUGUCACUGAUGAGAUGGGAUGGGAUGGAUGCAGCAUGCAGCCAAGUGCAGGAAGGAGGUGUGGGUGGUGGUAGCGGCCCACCUGCAAGGUACGAACCAAACAGUCGCCUGUGUGCCACCUCAUCUGUUCAUUUCCGCCGAUAGCAAAGGUGCCAUUUCCAGGCACGCCCAGAAGCCCCGAAAACACCGGCUUGAUAUGUAUCGCUUCGUUUUGUUCUUGGAGAAGAGCCCCAGCAUGUUCCUGGUCGCGAACACGUUCAUGGAAUAUGGCCAUGAGACGCGCUGCGAAGAGGCGCGGUGACGACGACUUGCAUCGACGGCAAGCUGAAGAGAAACCUCUCAUUAAACGGCUGAGAGAGGCCCAGGCGUAACAGGAAAUUGGGCUGUUGCUGGCACCUGCCACGGUGUGCCAUCCAUUUCCGAAGAGGCAAUUGACAGCCUCCCGUUGGCCGCCACCGCCUGGCCAAGGGUCCACACUCCCCUUUUCCACCCUACCCCUGGCAAACCCCCUGCUCGGCUGCUUGAUUUGAUCCAUUUUCGGAGACACGCUAUCACAGCGAGAGGAUCCUGGAUCCACUGGUUCGCCUGGCUCUCCUGGCAACCCCAAGGAAAAAUCGGCUCUCUCUGGGGGGGCAGGCUGGGUUUCCCCGUCCAUUUGGCGAGUAUCGCUAUAUAACUCGUGUCCGCUCUCCAAAAUGGUCUCGUUUCCCUUUUCUCUCUUCACCCACUCGCUCUCUAUCAGCCCUGACUUUUAAGUCAAGUACAUUCGUUCUUCAACGACAGCGCCUUCACCACCAACUCACCAUCCUCUCCAACGUACAUACUUUCGAGUAUAUAAUUUAAUACCCCACAAAUCAGUCAAAAUGAAGUUCUCCACUGCCGUCCUUGCCCUCGCCGCCGGCGCCAACGCCUUCAAGAACGUCACCUACACCACCGAGGUCGUCACUGCCAUCACCACCUACUGCCCCGAGCCCACCACUGUCGAGUAUGGCGGCACCACCUACACCAUCACUGAGGCCACCACUCUGACCAUCACCGACUGCCCUUGCACUGUCAAGAAGCCUGUCACUACCAUCUCGUCAGUGAUCUGCCACGACUGUGCCCCUGUUUACCACAACAGCACCGUUGCCCCUGGUCCCACCACCACCCCCGUUGGCACCAUCGGCCAGCCCGCCCCCACCCAGCCUCCUCUCGCCACUGCUGGUGCCGGCAAGGCUGCUGCCCUCUCCGGCGGUGCCCUCGCUGGUGUCCUCGGCUUCGUUGCCCUUGCCCUCUAAGUUUUCUGCCUGUCAUGACCACAUUUUACCCGCUGCGGCUCUCGGGGCUUUGAGAGCUGUCAAGCUCCGGCCCUGGGAAGACCGGCUAGUAAUACUUAAUCAAGUCUUUUCAUGAUCUGGGAUGGAACAAAUUUUUUUUUAAAAGGAUACCAAUGGCAAUGAUGUUUUAAGGGAAUACAAAGGGGAAGUUCGAGGGGAUCUAGGAUCCCGGGAAAAGGAUGAUGGGAUGGGAUAGAGUUGGAAUACCCUCAUGUGGUUGUGCAAGGGAAACAUUUCGCUCCUACGGAGGACGGUUGUCACCUUGCCAAGUUGUUGAGUCUUCAUUUUUCUGGCGGGUGUUUUGGAGAUUGGUUUACCCCCUUUCCCCGAGCACAGUCGAGGUUUCUUGAAGCUCACAGCAUCUUUUUGGAAAAGUGUUUCGGAUCUUACGGACCAAAAUAUCAACGCUUUUCAGCCUCGCCUCUUCUCUUCUGUGUUAUUCUUUCCUACUUUCAAUUGUGCUCUGCC
Podospora pseudopauciseta is the source of this 2245-nucleotide messenger RNA. RefSeq names its product clock-controlled protein 6 (gene CCG6). Gene Ontology annotation, molecular function: structural constituent of cell wall. Gene Ontology annotation, biological process: fungal-type cell wall organization. NCBI's taxonomy places the organism in Eukaryota, Fungi, Ascomycota, Sordariomycetes, Sordariales, Podosporaceae. The record is from RefSeq and is a predicted model, not a curated record. The coding region runs from base 1325 to 1738 and encodes 137 amino acids. Gene Ontology annotation, cellular component: fungal-type cell wall. The transcript is spliced from 3 exons.